AUGGGUAAUUCAUUUGCUUGUUGUGGAAAAAACGACUCAGACGCUAAUAACUUGAAUACGGACUAUUUAAAUCAGAGCAAUUUCUAGACUAAGGACAAACUUAGAUAUAUCAUCAAGUUAUAAUCCUUUUUCAGAGGAUAAUUGGCUAGAAGGCAAGUAAAUGCCAUUCGUGCACAGUUAGGAGCAAAGUCUAUGAUGAAUCAUUUUGACUAUAAUGGACCUGAAAAUUUUGAUAAUCCUGAGGUUUAGAAAAUAAGAGAGCAGCUACACCCUUUUGAAUACGGAAGAGAUGAUACAAGUUAUGGUUAAAGAGAAAUGAGAUAAACUAUUGCACUUGAAAAUGGAGCAAGAUAUUAAGGAGAAUGGUUAAGAGGCACAGCCGUUAGAUAAGGUAAAGGUAUCCAGACUUGGCCUGAUGGUUCAGUAUAUGAAGGUUGGUGGAGAGAUAAUAAAGCUAACGGAAAAGGUAGACUGAUUCAUGCAGAUGGAGAUGUUUAUGAUGGUUAAUGGAAGGAUGAUAAAGCUCAUGGAUUAGGUACUUAUGCUCAUUUAGAUGGAGCCAGGUAUGAGGGUGAAUGGAGAGAUGAUAAGUAACACGGCAGAGGUCUUGAAACAUGGCCUGAUGGAGCUAGCUACUAAGGGGACUAUAUCGAUGGAAAGAAACAUGGUCAUGGUAAAUUUACGUGGGCAGAUGGAAGCACCUAUGAUGGCUAAUUUAUCGAUAAUAACAUUGAAGGUGAAGGAGCAUAUCAAUGGGCAGACGGUAGAAUAUAUACUGGUCAAUGGAAGAAUAAUAAGAUGGAGGGCAGUGGAAUUUUCCAAUGGCCAGACAACAGAAGAUAUGAAGGAGAGUAUAUUGAUGAUAAAAAAGAAGGUCAUGGAGUCUUUUACUGGCCAGAUGGCAGAAAGUAUGAUGGAGAGUGGAGAAACGGUAAAUAAGAUGGUGUCGGUAUUUAUACCUCAGCUUCUGGAAAAACUAAGAAAGGUUAAUGGGAAGAAGGGAAGAGAGUAGCAUGGGUCUGA
Molecule: messenger RNA, 1023 nt
Organism: Stylonychia lemnae
Lineage: Eukaryota; Ciliophora; Spirotrichea; Sporadotrichida; Oxytrichidae
Source: the annotation of a GenBank genome assembly